Molecule: messenger RNA, 1600 nt
Organism: Hemibagrus wyckioides
Lineage: Eukaryota; Metazoa; Chordata; Actinopteri; Siluriformes; Bagridae
Exons: 5
Coding region: 101-865 (254 amino acids)
Source: RefSeq, a predicted model, not a curated record
CAAAGACAAUAGCAAGCGUGAGUGUGUGUGUGUGUGUGUGUGUGUGAUGACCUGAGGUGGAGCGCUAGCGCAGUGCUCAGUGUGUGAUGGCCUUUCGGAGAUGCAACGUCUCUGCACUACGCUCUGUGGGCUCCUGGCUUCCUGUCUCUGUUCCUGGGGUUCCACUGAUUCUUUUUAUGUGACUCAGUUUCCAUCUGAAGUCGAGCUGACUAAAGGAAAAGAAAUUCAGAUCAUCUGCAGCUGGAACAUCACUGUUCAAGGAGCAAAAGUGAAAUGGUUUAAAAACAAUCAGAAACUUGAAUUGAAUCAAAGUGACAGAUUCACAGAAACCUGCAAAAACAACAACAGUACAACAUUAAUGAUAAAAAAAGCUGAGAGAAGUGAUGAAGGUCUUUAUAUUUGUGAAAUUACACAAGACAUACCUCAUCUGCUGAAGGUAAACGGAACCGGGACAAACAUUAUUUACAAGAAAAAUAGAGAUGAUGAUGUUGGCAAAGUUACAACUUCAACUCAGACCAAUUCAGCAACAAAAUCGCAGACCCGAUCCGUAGCGCCUGAAAUGGCGGUGUGGGCGUCGGCAUCUGCUACUGGAGUCAUUCUGUUCAUCUGUGUGUGUGUGUGUGUGUGGUGGAUAAAGACCAGAAACAGACAAUCAGAGAGAAUGGUGAUCAGGCAAGGGCCUCCGAGCGAAGGGGACGAGCCAGAACACAGCGAGGACGGAGGGAGCUCAAGAACUUCCAGAGGAUCUACACAAUGGUACAUGGUUCCUGUGUACGAGUCCUACUUCGAUCUGCAGAGGAGUGAAGAUGAGCAGUGUGCUGCUUCAGACACUGAUACUGCGUGUGCAGCAGCCAAAAAGUGCUAACAAAGAUAAAGACGAACAACAGGAAGUCUGGUCAGAAAUCCCCAGCUUAGCUUGAAACUACAGAGCUAACAAUGCCAUUGACAGAACGUUGGUCAUUUCAGUGGAACAUAAGUUUUGUGUCACAGAUCUAUUUUGUGAGUAUCGAAUACAAUUGUGCCAGCAGGAAAUUUGCGACUUUAACCAAUACCUUUGACUCUACCGCUUGGUGAAAGCGAUCCAAAAUGGAGGAAGCGCUCAUUCUUUUAGCAUGAAAAUUUUCUGUUUUCUUUUUAGUAGUUUAACCAGACAGAUAAACUGCUAACAUGACACAAACGUUUGUAAGCAGCUGCUACUGUUUACUGUCAUUUAGCAAAGGUUUAACUGCAACAAAAUGUACAUGAAUUUACAGCUAGCUAACUAAUGCCAUGCUAAUUUGCCAGUCCUGUGCCUAUUUUUAAAGAUUUCUAGCCGACAGCUACAGUAGAGCACGUUGCAUUAGCAUGAUUUUAAGCAGUCCUAAUAGGGCUAAAAGUAAAUGGAAGCUAAUUGAGCAUUAAGCCUGGUUUUCUUUACAGCUUUCCGCUAACAGUGAAGUGAACAAAGUGUGUAUUUCUGCAGUAGUGUUUGAUGUGUGCUAGCGCUGAGGUGUUUUUUUCUGUAAAGGCCAAGUCAUAUAUAUGUGUGUGUGUGUGUGUGUGUGUUCUAUCUCAUGAAAAUGUUCUUCUUAAAGAACAGGACAUCCUGAAGCUCUGUGUU